This is a messenger RNA of Oppiella nova, 911 nucleotides long. NCBI's taxonomy places the organism in Eukaryota, Metazoa, Arthropoda, Arachnida, Sarcoptiformes, Oppiidae. The record is from the annotation of a GenBank genome assembly.
GAUGACGUGAGAGAGGACUUGGUUUCCACUCUACUCUAGUCCUGUAGACUACUCUACAGUAUAGUAAAUCUGAUGUAUUGUGAGAAAUGAAUGAUUCCUCAAAUCUCAGAGAUUGGUCUUUGGAAGAGGAGCUCCUCCUUGACUGUGCAGAUACAGAGAGACGAGACUACAAGUGCUGCUAAAGACUGAGGGCUGGCAUACGCUUGUGAUGGCUGACACUCAGACACUUGUUGAACCACUUUUUAGACUACGAUUGCAAUGAACGCACGGAUUCUCUUAACUAUGGAUUGAAGAUAUUUGGAUUGUUUUUCAACCAUAAGUGCCUUAAAAUAAAGUUUAUGUUUCUAUUAUAAUCACAAUUGAUGCCUUAAUUCAAAUCAAAUGUCCAUGCUUAAAGUGUUUGUAAUGUGAUAUUACGCGUGGAAGUAGCGAUAAUGCGAGUCCGAGCCUCUAAGUUGGCUCAGAAAGCAGUUGUCGUCACUUUUUGCUUAUGUUAUGUCUCUCUACUUCUUAUUUGGAUCACGUCCUCAGCUCAAGAACCUGUACAGCAAUCGGUGGUCAGUAGUGACAGAACAGGCGAUAAUCCAAAUGUCGAGGACAACAGUUAUCUAAGUUUCCAGGAAAGAGCGCCCCGUUCUGUCUAUGACCACAAAUCCUAUGUUAAGAACAGGACACCAAUCGAUGGCAAUAAAAGCAAUAUAUUAAGCGAAUUAAGCAAUGAUUUGCAUUUAGAUGAUACUCAUAGACCACAACUCAAACAUACGAACAAUUCAUUGAAGCAAAAGUUUGCCACAACUUCUCUCAAUGAUAUAUUCAUUAGUGUAAAGACUACUAAGAAAUUUCAUUCAACAAGACUCGAUGUCAUCCUCAAGAGUUGGUUCGCUUUGGCUAAAGAACAGGCGGACACCUAA